Molecule: messenger RNA, 8129 nt
Organism: Dipodomys spectabilis (banner-tailed kangaroo rat)
Lineage: Eukaryota; Metazoa; Chordata; Mammalia; Rodentia; Heteromyidae
Gene: Ahctf1
Product: AT-hook containing transcription factor 1
Exons: 36
Coding region: 102-6797 (2231 amino acids)
Source: RefSeq, a predicted model, not a curated record
CCGCGUCUCCGGGGAGAUGCGGUGACGGACCCCGCGGAGCGGCGCGCGCCUCCUCGAGCAUCCGGGACGCGGCGGCCGGGCCCCGCGGGCCGAGUGGAAAUAUGCGAGACUUGAUAGCUCAAGUGACUAGUAGGCUCCUCCAGUUCCCAGAAGUGACUAUUCAAGCCCUCGGAGAAGAUGAAAUAACAUUAGAGUCUGUGCUUCGUGGCAAGUUUGCUGCAGGGAAAAAUGGACUAGCUUGCUUGGCUUGUGGUCCACAACUUGAGGUGGUAAACUCUGUAACAGGAGAGCGGUUGUCUGCCUAUCGAUUCAGUGGAGUCAAUGAACAGUCUCCUGUAGUCUUAGCAGUGAAAGAGUUUUCUUGGCAGAAGAGAACUGGAUUGUUAAUAGGAUUGGAAGAAGCAGAAGGGAGUAUUCUAUGUCUUUAUGAUCUUGGUAUAUCAAGAGUUGUUAAAGCAGUUGUUCUUCCUGGAAGGGUAACUGCUAUAGAACCUAUAACCAAUCAUGGAGGAGCCAGCGCAAGCACUCAGCAUUUACACCCAAGUCUGCGAUGGCUUUUUGGUGUGGCAGCUGUUGUUACUGAUGUUGGACAAAUCCUUCUUAUUGACCUGUGUUUGGAUGAUUUAGGCAAUCAAAAUGAAGUAGAAGCAUCAGACCUUGAAGUUAUAACUGGCAUUCCAGCUGAGGUACCACACAUCAGAGAGAAUGUGAUGAGGGAAGGGCGCCAUCUGUGUUUCCAGUUGGUGAGCCCAUCUGGCAUAGCUGUUUCUGCUCUCAGUUACGUUUCCAGGACCAAUCAGCUGGCUGUGGGGUUUUCUGAUGGCUACCUAGCACUCUGGAAUAUGAAAAGCUUAAAAAGAGAAUAUUACACACAGUUGGAAGGUGGAAGGGUUCCUGUGUAUGCUGUGAUCUUUCAGGAACCUGAGAAUGAUCCUCGUAAUUGCUGUUACUUGUGGGCAGUUCAGUCCACACAAGAUAGUGAAGGGGAUAUUUUGAGUUUGCACCUUCUUCAGUUGGCUUUUGGUGAUAGAAAAUGUUUGGCAUCAGGACAAAUCUUAUAUGAGGGAUUAGAAUAUUGUGAAGAAAGAUACACGCUGGAUCUGGCGGGUGGCAUGUUUCCUCUGAGGGGACAGACUAGUAACACCAGGUUGUUGGGGUGCCAGAGCAUAGAGAAGUUCCGAUCGCAUGGCGAGAGAGAGGAAGGCAUGAAUGAAGCGCUAUCUCCUGACACCAGUGUUUCAGUCUUCACCUGGCAAGUGAAUAUAUAUGGACAGGGAAAACCUUCUGUCUAUCUGGGACUUUUCGACAUAAAUCGUUGGUAUCAUGCACAAAUGCCAGAUUCACUAAGGUCAGGAGAAUAUCUACAUAAUUGUUCUUAUUUUGCAUUGUGGUCACUGGAUGCUGUUGUAAGUAGAACUUCUCCACAUUACAUCUUGGAUAUAUUAGUGCAUGAGAGAAGUUUAAGUCGUGGAGUUCCUCCUGCAUAUCCACCUCCAGAGCAGUUUUUUAAUCCAAGUACUUUUAAUUUUGAUGCUACUUGUCUGUUGAACUCUGGAGUUAUCCAUAUCACUUGUACUGGCUUUCAGAAGGAGACUUUGACUUUUCUAAAGAAAUCAGGACCAUCUCUCAAUGAAGUCAUUCCUGAUGGUUACAAUCGUUGUCUUGUAGCUGGCCUUCUCUCACCAAGACUUAUUGAUGUGCAGCCUUCUAGUUUAAGUCAUGAAGAACAGCUAGAAGCUGUAUUGUCAGCAGCAGUUCACACAAGUUCCCUGGGACUUUUGACUGGUUGUAUCAGAAGGUGGAUAACAGAAGAACAACCAAAUUCUGCUGCUAAUUUGCGCUUUGUUCUUGAAUGGACAUGGAAUAAAGUGGCUGUCACAAAAGAGGAGUUUGACAGAUUAUGCACACCCUUGUUUGAUGGCUCCUGUCGCUUCAUCGACCCACAAACCAUCCAGUCCAUCCAGCAGUGCCAGUUGGUUUUAAGCAAUCUCAAUACUGUCUUCAGCUGCUUUACAUCAGAAGCUAAAGAGAUCACCUUGAGAGGAAUGGUGGACUUAAACAAUAAACAUCUGGUUACCCAGCUCAUCUGUCAAUAUGCACAAAUGGUUCUUUGGUUCUCUCACUCUGGACUUUUACCAGAAGGCUUAGAUGAUACUGUACAGCUGUCAAAGCUGUGCUACAACUACCCCAGCAUCCAGGGCUACUACACCAGCCGCCGGCACAAGUGGAAGAACUCCCCAAGAGGAAAGUGGAACCAUGAUUGCUUGAUGAUCGAUGGAUUGGUUUCUCAGUUAGGAGACCAAGUUGAGAAGUUGUGGAAACGGGAUGAAGGAGGCACAGGAAAAUAUCCUCCUGCUAGUCUGCAUGCGCUACUUGACAUAUAUUUAUUAGAGAAUGUCACUGAAGCCAGCAAACACUCUGUUACCAUUUAUUUGCUGCUUGAUAUUAUGUAUUCUUUUCCAAACAAAACGGAUACUCCCAUUGAAUCUUUUCCAACUGCCUUUGCCAUUUCUUGGGGCCAUGUUAAACUUAUUCAAGGAUUUUGGCUGAUAGAUCAUAAUGACUAUGAGAGUGGUUUAGAUCUUCUCUUUCAUCCAGUGACUGCAAAACCUGUGUCAUGGCAACAUGCAAGGAUUAUCCAAGCCUUCAUGAGUCAAGGAGAGCACAGACAGGCCCUUAGAUACAUUCAGACCAUGAAACCUGCCGUCUCCAAGGGUAGUGAUGUUGUUCUCCACCUCUCCGUUCUGCUUUUUAAUAAGUGCAUGGUCGAGGCCUGGAAUUUGCUGCGUCAACAUUCUAACAGACUGAAUGUAGAAGAAUUACUAAAGCAUGCGUAUGAAAUCUGUCAAGAAAUGGGCUUAAUGGAGGAUUUGCUGAAAUUACCAUUCACAGACACUGAACAGGAAUGUUUAGUGAAGUUUUUACAGUCCAGUGCCAAUGUUCAGAAUCAUGAAUUUCUUCUAGUUCACCAUUUGCAGCGUGCUAAUUAUAUCCCUGCCUUGAAGCUAAACCAGACUCUGAAGAUUAAUCUUAUGAAUGAUCGCGAUCCUCGUUUGAGAGAGAGAUCAGUGGCUCGAAAUUCUAUAUUAGAUCAGUACGGGAAAAUCCUUCCUAGAGUCCAGCGGAAAUUAGCCAUUGAGAGAGCUAAGCCUUACCAUGUGUCAACAUCAUCAGUUUUUCGAGAAGUUUCUAGACCUAAGCCAUUGUCAACAUUUCCAAAGAAAAGUGUAACAGGGACCGUGUUAACAAGAUCUACUUUCAUCAGUAAUGUGUUAUCUAAAAUUGGAGAGGUGUGGGCAAGCCAUGAACCUAGAAACAGCCCUUUGCUUCAUAGCAGUCCUAAAACAGAACAGGCAUCUCCUGCAAUAUAUUCCUUCCCUCAUCCAGAGCUGCCUGAAGCAUUUGUUGGAACACCAGUUUCAAAAACAUCACAGAAAAUUUCUAGAUUGCUGGAUUUGGUUGUUCAGCCUGUCCCCCAGCCUUCUCAGGGUUUGGAAUUUAUUCAGCAAAGUCCCACAAGAUCUCCUUUAUACCUGCUAUCCAGCUCAUUGCCAUUGAGUUCAAAGCUAAAACGAUCACAUCAGAAUACAUCCAGAUCUUCAGAAUUACUUUUACUUGAAACUCCUCUUGUGGUUAAGAAAGCAAAAACUUUAGCUAUGUCAGUUACUUCUGGAUUUGCUGAGUUUACUCCUCCGUCCAUCCUAAGGUCUGGUCUGCGAACGACACCUUUAGCAUCUCCAUCUCUGUCACCAGGAAGGUCUCUGUCUCCACCUUUGCGACUUAAAGAAACUAGAAUCUCAUUCAUGGAAGAAAGCAUGAACACAAAAUGGACUGCUGGAGCUUUCCAUAAAUGUGACUUUCCAGCAGAAACUGAAUGGCUAAAGAGCAAAGAUAAAAACACAUCCUUUUCUCUGAAUAUCCCUGCAAAGGAUGAGGAGGGAAUGGAUUCCGGAUCACAGAGUACACCCUCACAAGGUGUGGAGAAACUGGAUGUGAGCAAAGAAAACAGCAGUGUGUCAGCUAGAUCUGACCAGACGACCCUAGAGUAUCAGGAUGCCCCAUCACCCGGAGACCUGGACGAUAGUGUGUUCAUGUCCUCCAAGCCAGCCGACUCUUCCAGCGGACUGAUUACUAAUCAGACUGAGGACUGUGGUAAAGACGAGUCUGAAUCAGAAGUGAUUUCUUCAGAUGUGGAGAAACAAAUAGGCACUGUGGAAGAGGAGGCAAUUUCAGAAUUACAUAAUUUAAGUCCCAUUCAAGGAGUUGGAGCUUCUCUUGGUGUGUCAUCAGUCCAUGAAGGGAAAAUGCUUCCUUCAGUGUCCAAGAUACCAGUUUUGAAUGAAGGAUUAAUACCUGUUGAAACCUGCACCUCUACAGUUAGAGCAGACAGCAACAUAGCAGACAUUGCUAGUGGAAGUUCUGGGCUCUCCACUUCAGAAAGUCCUGUGGUCUCUGAGCAUAGGCCUGACCAGGAAACAGCACCUAAAGUAAAAGAUCAUGAAAUAGAAGCUGACGUACUAAAAGAAAGUAUUGACUUACCAGAAGAAAAGCCUCAGAUUUCUGAGAUUCCUCCAGAUUCUCAAGAAAUUCAUGUGGUUGGACAUGAUAAGUUUGCAGUUCAAAAUUCAGAAGACGAGUCUAGAAAUUUUUCAUUUCAAGAGUUAUAUCCCUCAGGAACACUUAAACUUCAAUAUAAUUUUGAUACUAUUGAGCAGCAGUUCUGUGACUUGCCUGAUAAUAAAGACCCUGGGGAGUGUGACCUUGCUGAAGUAGAUGGGGAACUUUUUGUGGCUCAGAGCAAUUUCACCUUGAUACUGGAAGGAGAAGAAGGAGAGGCAGAUGCAGGUGAUUCUGUGGCAGCACCUGAUCCGUUGCCUGCGGCAGCACACACCACCAAGAAAGAACACGUGAAUGAUGCGGAGGAUGAGGAUCAGGGUCAUGCCACAGUUGUGCCACCUGCCACAACCAGUGACCACAGAGCCCAGAAGCUGGAGACUCUACCAUAUGUCCCUGGACCAAUUAAAGCGGUGAUUGCGGAAAAUUUAUUAGAUGUAAUUAAAGAUACAAGAAGUAAAGAUGCAGUGGAACAGUCCAUUCAUGAAAACAUACCUUUGAUGCCCCAGAAGGUGACGCGUUCCAAGUCAGCCAAACCUACAUUGAAGACCGUUCAGGAAACAAGUCCGGUGGCUACAGAUGUCAGCCAGAGCGAUGACAUGAUUUCCUCCAGAACUCGCAUGAGGAGGCAACGUGUCCAGAGCCUGGAUCUCUCCUCAGAGCAGCAGUUGCCUGCACCUAUUGCUACUUCUAAGACUCCGGGACUGCCAGCUAAGAGGAAGACUCGAAAAUCAAGAGAAACUUCUGAGGCGGCCUCUGAACAUGCCUAUGCUGAUAUAACCAGACUGUCUCAGAGCCAGAAAACACCUCUGACUCCCAGCAGAGGGAGGAGGAAGAAAGAAGUUCUUCUGGAUACGCUAGAGAGCACUGGUGCUGGGGAGCCAGAGUCACACAUGGCUCCAGGUAGGGGGCCAAAAAGGUUAAGAUCUGAGAUGCCAGAACCUCCAACUGAAGAAACUUCUCUUAGAAAAGAAGCGAAGCUUUCAUAUCUUACAAAAGGAACACCUAGAAGAACAAAAAAGUCUAUAGAAAAUCAGCAUGGGGCUGAAAUUACAAAUGAUCUAACCGUUAGUAAACUACCAAGUCCUAGCAGAACUGUCAAAAAGUUGAGAAGAGCCACUUCAGAAGCCCCUCCGACCCCAGGAUGGGGGCAGGAUGGAGGGCACAGUGACCCGCAGCUACCCCUCCAGGGGAGACGGGCCAGAGAUGGAGGAGUCAGUAGGCUGAGUGUGCUAGAAGCUCCUGAACGUGACCCAUGCCCCCUGGCUCUCUCGGCAGAGCUUGAGGUGCCCCUCACACCUAGGAAACGUGGAAGACCCAGGAAAAUAAAUCCAUCGGAAGAUGCUGGGUCCAGAUCUGUUAAGGAAGAGGGAAGUUCUAAGAAGAGAGGUGUAGUUAAUGUUCGAAGAUCUACAAGAAACACCCCAGCUAGGCAUGAAAAUACUCAUGUUGCAAAAGCGGCUUUUGAAAACUCUGUUUCAGUGCCAAAUGAGGAAUUUGCAGUGGUAACAAGUUCUAGGAAGAGGAUCACAGAGGAGUCUGAAAAUCAAAGCCAGAAACAUCCAUUAGGCUCAGCAUCAGAAGACCACCAACACGGAGAGACACACCAAGAGCCACCUGAUGGAGGAAAAAGAUCACGUGUCAGCUCGGCUGUUAGUAAAUCUUCCCCAAAUACAAGGACUAGAUCUAGUAAGGCCCUUUUGUCAGACAUUGCUGAACCAAAACACGAGCCUUUAUUUACUCCUGUAGCAAAGGUUCCAAGGAAAGCAAAAGCUGAUGGAACGAAGACUCCCGCCCAGCUGCAGGAAUUAGUUUCUGAUUUUUCUUCUCAGUUUGCCUUCUCACCUCCUGCUUUGAGGACCAGGCGAAAAUACACCUCAAGUGCAUCUAAGAUUGUAAAUGAGCUGGAAGAUGACACUCAAUCAGUGGAAGUUGUAGAAGAGCAAAAAGUGAAGCGAGCCAGGACUAUGAAGAGAAAAGAGGCAAAUAGAAACAAGGAAAGAGGAAGGUCUUGGUCUCCUCCUCCAGUGGAAAUAAAGCUGCUUUCUCCCUUGGCCAGUCCAGCUGGGGAAGGAAAGAGCAAAGCAAGAAAGCCUGUGGACGUGUCCGGGAAAGCCCUCGGGAGGGGCAGAAAGAAGCCGGCUGCUUUUCCAAAGCAGAUUUUGCGCAGGAAAAUGCUCUAAGUUUUUCUAAGAUUUUAACGUACACCCAUUUAUAAAGGCCUCAGAAUUGUGUGGAUUAAAGUGAUCUAAUUUGGAAAAUAAUUUAUAUAAAUUAUUGUAAAUUUUUGUAAACAAAGUCUUCAAUAAGUAAAGUAACUCCAUAUGGAGUGUGAUUCUUUUAGUCUAGGCAUUUUUCUAUUUUAUAUUAAGACUUCAUACAUUUAUAUACUAUGUGAAUACAGCUUAUUGGAAUGUUUAAUAAACUACUGUAAAUUAUACAAUUUGUGUGUGUUAGAUUUUUGAGAUAAAAUUGUUUUAAUGAUUUUAUAUGCUAGUAGUCAUUUGUCCCAUUUUCUCUCUCUAUCACAAGUAUUAGACCAAUCUUAAAAUGAGGAUGAACUAUUGACCUAUUUUUUAAAGUUAUUUUAUAAUUUAUGCACUUUGAUUCUGUGAUUAAGAUUUCUAACCAUCAUGUAUUUUUAUUGGUUGGUUUUGCCUGUUACUAUGUUGACAUUGAAUUAUGGGCAUGUAAUUUUGACGCCUUUUUGUAGUUUCCCAAAUUUUGUGUAAUCUACCUCAAGAGUAAUGCAUUGUUUUUACUGUAAUGUUGACAUUUCUUAUUCAGUGAGCUUAAAGACUAUUUAUCUCUACGGUCUCUUAAGUCAGAGACUAAUUAUCCAGGUUAGAUUGACCGGUUCACUGCUUAUUAGCAAAAUCAUGACAGGAUUUGAGAAAUGUAAAAUAAAAUGUGUUGCGUGCCUAAAAAUCAGGAAGAGCAGUCUGGACAGAUUUUACAAGUCUUCCCAGGAAGGAAGUGACUCCCAAAGCAUGGGAAUUUUAAAUUGGCAGGUGGUCACAGAGUCAGGCUGAGACAGUUGCUUGCGGGGAGGUCCUGAUCCUUUGUGUGGGCUGUGGAAAUUCAUCAAUAAGUCAGUGUAAGUUAGAACAAGUAACUGAUAGUGUCUGAUGAAUGGACCGUUAAAUAAUGAAUCACCUAGACACAGCUGCUUGCAUCAGCUUUUCAGUGUGAAGCACAAGGCUCUGCUCUGCUCGCCUUGCAGCAUGGAGAGGGCGGGUGUGGGGAAGCAGCCGACGCCCAGUGACAUAAAGUGGCCAUGCGCGUGCGGCCCUUCGGUCAGGUCAGGUCAGUGGUGUCGCGUGUCGCCUCCUCGGAAGCAUCGCUGACUGCAAUUUUACUAACUUUUUUAAUGAUAGUCACAAAAUUUGUAUUUAAGCUGCUUGUCUUUUAUGGAAUAUUAAACUCUUAAAUGAAUUUGUUAAAUAACUGAUCUUAAACAUAUUGCACAGUUUCUAUUCCUUGGCACAAGUAGUACAAUAAAAAGAAAAUUGACA